CCCAGGUGUGCAGGAGGCUGUGGUCAUCUGCCUGAACAAGCAGACCAGAGAGGCAGCAGACCAGAGCCUGUGUGUGAGCACCCGUCGGCCCCCACAACUCCUCCAGGACUGCAAAACACAGCCCUGCCCACCCAGGUGGGAAACAGGGGAGUGGAGUUCAUGCUCUGCUACCUGUGGGGUUGGUCUUAUGACCCGCACUGUGGCAUGCACUCACCGGCCCUCUAGGGACAGCAAUCGUACUCGGGUUUUGAGGGAUGAAGACUGCCAGAACCCAAAGCCCAGUCCUGUCCAAGCCUGCAACCGCUUUGACUGCCCUCCUAUGUGGGACACAGGUGACUGGAGACAGUGCUCCCAGAGCUGUAGUGGGGGAUAUCAAAGUAGGCAGGUACUGUGCAAACAGCGGUUGGCAGAUGGCAGCAUCCUGGAGCUGCCUGAUACCUUUUGCCCUUCCAAGAGCCCUGCAAACCAGCAGCCCUGUGCAAAGCAAGAGUGCCCACCUCAGUGGGUCACAAUUGGCUGGUCCCAGUGUUCAGUGACCUGUGGAAAAGGCAUUCAGAGACUACAGGCAGUCUGCAGAAAACAAGGGGAAGAUGGGGGACAUUCGAUCGUGGAGCCUGAGAACUGCUCCCUGAUGGCCCGGCCCACCAGAAUCCGGCCAUGCUCCCUCAGGCUCUGUGAGAACUCUGUCAAGCCCUAUCCCACCAUACUGGCCCAGAGGAAGGUGUAUAUUCAGUGGAGGAAGGGCAAAAAGUUACACUUGGUAGUAGGCGGCUAUGCAUACCUGUUCCCCUGGACAACCAUCCUGGAGCUGCCUGAUACCUUUUGCCCUUCCAAGAGCCCUGCAAACCAGCAGCCCUGUGCAAAGCAAGAGUGCCCACCUCAGUGGGUCACAACUGGCUGGUCCCAGUGUUCAGUGACCUGUGGAAAAGGCAUUCAGAGACUACAGGCAGUCUGCAGAAAACAAGGGGAAGAUGGGGGACAUUCGAUCGUGGAGCCUGAGAACUGCUCCCUGAUGGCCCGGCCCACCAGAAUCCGGCCAUGCUCCCUCAGGCUCUGUGAGAACUCUGUCAAGCCCUAUCCCACCAUACUGGCCCAGAGGAAGGUGUAUAUUCAGUGGAGGAAGGGCAAAAAGUUACACUUGGUAGUAGGCGGCUAUGCAUACCUGUUCCCCUGGACAACUGUGGUCCUUCGCUGCCCAACCCGCCACUUCCGCAAGAGCCACAUCCGAUGGUUGAAAGAAGGAAAGCCCUUGUUCAGCCUUUCACACCUCUCCAUAACAUCACUAGGGUACUUGAAGAUUCAGCAGGUUCGUGCAUCUGAUGCUGGGAUAUACACAUGCGUCGCAGGUCAGGCCAAAGAACAUUUUGUCCUACAGAUCAUAGGCAGCAAGCAGAAGCUCUCCGUUCCAGAGCCAUGGCUCCUCACAGGUGGACAACAAAAGGUUGGGCUGCCAGGUGUGGCCUCAACAGGAGAAAGACCUCAGGAGCUACCCAUUCCCCUCAACCAGUAUGACAACAUUGUUGAACAUUUGCUUGAACUCAAAAGCUCUCUCCAAGAUGAAGAAGACAUUGCUGAUAAAACACACUCUAGUGAAAAGAACAGGUCUACCCUGAGGGUUGAGAAAACAAACUCAGAACUUUCAAGCCUGCUUGUACUCACCACUGAUACCCACAGGCUUGAUGAGAUCACGCACAAUCUCUCUGAAGGCCUCGGAGGACCACGGGGGGAACAACUCAUUGCACAGUUGCUCAGUGAGCUCACUAUGACACAAGGUGAAACCAAUGAGUCUACGCUUCAUCCCCCAGAAAGUGCAGAAUCCUCCACGCAAGGGCCCCUCCUUUAUAAACCUAACAUCCAAGCCCAUGCAUCCAGGCCAAGAAACCCGGUAAUAAUCCAACGGCCCAGGAAGGUCGGAGUGGUGCCGUCACCUGAAAUGAUAGUUCAUGUGGGACUGCCGGUUUUGCUGCAAAAACCCAUUGCUAGUUUGGAGUUGAGGUGUGAGGCACUGGGGAGCCCUGAACCAUCCCUAACAUGGACAAAGAAUGGAGAAGUGUUGCAGUACAACAGCAGAGUAGGACUGUUGCCCACUGGCUCAUUGAGGAUCCAGUCUCCAAGCAAGGUGGACGAGGGUCUGUACACCUGCACUGCCAGGAACAGUCUCGGAUCUACAUCUCUUACUUCUUUGCUGCACAUGACAGGUGGUAAAGGAAGAAACUGUGUCCAAGGUAACAGCAUGGGAGCAAGUGGCCCUGUUUGCUCUGAGAGGAUUAAUGGCAGCCAGUCAGCUGAGCUGUGCCAUGGACAAGCCUGCCCCCUGAGGUGGCGAGUGGAUCCUUGGUCACCAUGCUCAAGCAGUUGUGGAGGUGGGUCCCAGACCAGGAGUGUCCGCUGCAUGAAGGGUCCUGAGGGCAGAUCAAGAGAGGUGGAGAGCCACCACUGCCUUGGCAUGGGGAGGAGACCCUCUGACACCAGGCUAUGUAACCUACAUCCCUGUGCCAGGUGGACCACUACCCACUGGGGGCUGUGUCAUGGUCAAUGUGUGGGUCCAAGUUUGGCCACACAGCACCGCCACGUUUACUGCCAAGACACAAACGCCACCAAAGUCCCCUCCAGGAUGUGCAGUGGACUCCAGAGGCCCAGCUCCCUGAAGAAUUGCUCGACAGAGGCCUGUGCCCUUCAUUGGCGCGUUGGGCCGUGGACGCAGUGCACUGCCACCUGUGGACGGCAUGGUUUCCAGUCACGCCAGGUGACCUGCGCACACCGUCGAACUGGAAAGGCCACACGUGAGCAUCACUGCAUGUGGAGGCCUCGCCCUCCCAGCUGGCAGCGAUGCAAUAUUUUGUCCUGUGGCAGAGGAGAGUGUCAAGACAGCACAAGGUACUGUGAGAAGGUCCGACAGCUGGAGCUUUGUCCGCUGCCCCAGUUUAAGAGCCGCUGCUGUCAUUCCUGCCGAAACACCUGAGGCAGGGACGUAAGACAGGGACCAUGGAUGACCUGGUUAAGUCAGGGAAGACAUUCACACAGCCAACAGAGACUUGAAACCUCUACGCCCUGUCCUAACUCCCACAACUGUCUUCAAUGAACAGUCUUGGAUGGGGAUACCUGAGUGUGGUGGAAUGUCUGGAUGGGGAUACCUAGAGCGGCUGUGAUCUACUUUCCUCAAAGAUAUCAUGUGUGGGUUUCAAUGUGAACGUUUUGAGAGGAGUGACAUGUCUGACAGCUUUCCUAAAUUAUUCAAAUGUAACUAAGAUACAUUUCCACUGUGAGUAAUAGAAACUUGUGGUGCAUGAAUUCAUCAUGGGGAACUCAUUAUAGCGGUGACUAAGCAACCUGUCUGCAUUAAUGGUAUCUGGUGUAGUUUCAGUGGUUUCCUAAAACAGAUGGAACAAAAGUGCUACAACAUUGUAGCGCCAUCACUUCAUGUCCAAAUAAGGGUGCAUAUUAUCAUGGAAUUUAGCAUACAAUACACAAAUAUGUAAUUAAUAUACUGUUUUUAAUUGAUUGAAUUCAUACCCAGGGAUUCUGGGUAGACCCCUGAGCUUUUGAUAACCACUGGUGUGUGUUUGCCUUUAUUUCAGUGGUCUCCAAAUCAGUGUUUUCCGUCAAAUAUUGAUACUAAAUGAGCUUAGGUAUGAGGUAUAGGUAAACUCAACAGAAAUACAGCAUAAUACUGCCUACAAAUGGGAAGUAGCUACCGUGACUAAAAGCCUAUGAUCAAUGGUAUACAUUUGGUAUCAGCUGCCUCGGAAAGAGAUCAUGAUCUGUGCUAUCAUUUUAGGUUUUUAAGCACGUGUUUACCGUAAUGAUUGGUCAAGUCGUUCAUUAAAGAGGAAAGGAAUUAAGGAUUGCAUGUGUUUGAAGUGCAUUUUGGCAGAAUAAAAAGUAGGACAUGAUAAAGAUUUAUCUUGCAUGGGUUGCACUACGGAGGUGUAUGACUGAAGCAAGUCAGUUUUUGGAGAGAAAAAAAAGACUUAAUUUGCACUCAACUCAUCCAAGUCUUUGUUAAGAACAUGACUUGUAGAGUUAAAAAAAAAAAAAUAUAUUUUAGUUUGUAAUGUUACAGUGUUUAUAUAUUUUGUUUUGUGAUUUUGGUAUUUCUUGGAAAGAUAUUUGUUCCUUUAACCACUUUGUGAUGUUACAGCGCGUUUAAACAUGAGGGGGGGCAGAAUAGUUCCUAGCUGAGCUAAUAAAGCUCAAUUUAUCCUGUCCACCAAAUGAUAUUUUUGCUUUAGUGUGACAUUAUAGGGGAAAAAAGCAGUGUGUUACAUUUGACCGCUCUUAUGUAACGCUUCUUCCUUUCAGAUUUCUCUGUUAGCUGAACUUAAAAUAUGUAAACAAGACCUCUGUGUUAUAUUUGAUUUGAUUUAUUUUGAGAGGAUAACAUAAUUAACACAUUACUUAUGCUCUUAAGUUAUGUAGAUAUUUGUUUUGUCCUUCUAACUAUUUAUUUUCAUGUGUGUUCUUGUGCAUAGUUUUGUAAAUAAUUACAGGGGUGGGUUUUAAGUAUUCUUUUCCCUACAGUUUCUCUGGUAUUUGAUGUGCAUGCAAUGGGGACCCUCUGCUGGUGACUUGACGUGUAGCUCUGUGCUCAUGGCUGGUUAAUCAUUAAA
This is a messenger RNA of Micropterus dolomieu (smallmouth bass), 4610 nucleotides long. Its product is annotated as ADAMTS-like protein 1. The coding region runs from base 188 to 2962 and encodes 924 amino acids. Gene Ontology annotation, molecular function: metalloendopeptidase activity. Gene Ontology annotation, biological process: extracellular matrix organization. The transcript is spliced from 14 exons. The record is from RefSeq and is a predicted model, not a curated record. Gene Ontology annotation, cellular component: extracellular matrix. NCBI's taxonomy places the organism in Eukaryota, Metazoa, Chordata, Actinopteri, Centrarchiformes, Centrarchidae.